UCUCUCACUCUCAGCAAAGAUGAACCACGGAGACCGCUACACCUCGUCCUCUUACCGGAAGAUUUUCGGGGAUUCCCCCAAGUUCCCAGUCUCCUCCUCUCGCAUGGGCAGCGCCACUUCCCGAAGCACCCCUGGGCUCCGCUCCAUGGCCGGGCCGCGCAACAGUCUCCCCUCAUCCAUGAGCCUGUAUAGACGGGUCGGCCGCUCCUACUCUCCGGUGCCCGCAGACUCCCUGGAUUUGACCCAGACCUCCGUGGUCAACAACGAAUUCAAAAUGAUUAGAACCAACGAGAAGGAGCAGCUGCAGGGUCUCAAUGACCGCUUCGCCAUGUUCAUUGAUAAAGUCCGGCACCUGGAGCAGCAGAACAAGGUGCUAGAGAUGGAGCUGGUGACGCUGCGGCAGAAGCAGGGCGAGCCGUCCCGUGUCGCCCUCCUCUACCAGCAGGAGCUGAGGGACCUGCGCUCACAGGUGGAGGAGCUGAGCCGGGAAAAGAACCGCAUCCUGAUCGAUAGGAACAACAUGGAAGAUGAGCUGCAGAAGCUCAGUGUGAAGUACGAUGAAGAGGUGAGGGCACGCGAUGAAGCUGAGCAAAACUUGAAAUCCUUCAGGAAGGACGUGGAUGAGGCCACAGCCGUUCGCCUGGACCUGGAGCGCCGUUUGGAAUUGAUGAUGGACGAAAUCAACUUCCUGAGGACUGUGCAUGACGAGGAAAUCCAGGAGCUGAGCAGCAUGAUGGAGAAGCAGCAGGUCUCCGUGGAGCUCGAGCUUGCCAAUCCGGACCUCACCUCGGCUCUGAAGGAGAUCCGCAACCAGUACGAGACCAUCGCCUCCAAAAACCUGCAGUCUGCCGAGGAAUGGUACAAGACCAAAUUCGCCAGCCUCAACGAGCAGGCUUCCAGGACCAACGAGGCCAUGAGGGCCAGCAGGGAGGAGGUCAGUGAGUUCAGGAGGCAGCUGCAAUCCAAGACCAUAGAGAUCGAGAGCCUGAGGGGCGCCAACGAGUCUCUGGAGAGGCAGAUCACGGAGAUGGAGGUGGGACACCACGCUGAAGUGACAGCCCUGCAGGACACUAUUGGCCAGCUUGACACUGAGCUGAGAAACAUGAAGGGGGAGAUGGCACAGCACCUGAGGGAGUAUCAGGACCUGCUCAAUGUCAAGAUGGCUCUGGACAUAGAGAUAGCCGCCUACAGGAAACUGCUGGAGGGGGAGGAGACUCACUUUAACUCAGGGAUGUCCUUUGGUGCUGCCAGCUACAGCUACCAGCCUCGAGCCGCAGCCAGCUCCUCCAGGAGCAGCCCGAGGGAGAAAGAGGGGGCCACCAAGGAAAGCUUCAAGGAGAGCAGUGAGGAGAAAGACGAGGCAGACAUAAACUCCAACUGACGGGAGACUAGCAGGGGAAUGUGGAGAAAAGAGAUAUGUACUUCAUAUGUAGUGAGUUUAGUCACUGUAUUUGUUUUGUUUUGUUUUUGGAUCAUAUCUUCAAUAUAAAUUGUGCAUAGAUUUUGUAUUGUUUACAGUACACAUACAUACGUUUUACAUAAAUAAACCCUCCCCCCAUACCCCAACAAUCCAACAGAGCGCUGUCAUGGUUCACAAACAUGAUGAAACAAUGUCAGAAUAAAGGAAAACGAAAAGCUAUCACGAAGAUAAAUGUUUGAAAUCACAACUUAAAGCGAAUAUUUUGGGUGAUUAUCAAUCUCUGGUAGUUCCUGUGGCAAAGGGGCUAUUUUGAUGACUUUUGCUAUAAAAUGAAGAGUUUGUCAGUACUACGUGAAGAGUUACAGACUCGAGACCUCCAGAGGGAAUGUUGCAUGUAUUGCAUUUUAAAUUCGACCAGGUAUUGAACUGUAUUUUCAGGAUUCAAUUCCAUGUUGCUGCUGAGAGAUUAACUUAAACCUGUGUGACAGGGGAGGGAAAUAAACAUUAAGGUUUAAUUUCUGUAAGAAAAUAACCAAGUGUUACUGGAGUUCCUCUUAUCUUAUUUUGCAGCAUGUUUUCAUCAAAAUUGUUCUACAAUUUGAAUCAAGAAUGAAUCAGCUGUCACAUUUGCUUUAAAUCACAAUGCUGAUGUUUUUAAAGACUGAGCAAAGGAAAAGGAAAAUGACAAACGCACUUUAGGAUGCAUGUGGGAUGACAGUGUUUGACAUUGUGUUUGGUUUUAUGACGUUACGAAUUGUAGAUGUGUUCUCCCUGAUGGUAUAAUGUUACCAUGUGCAUGAUGCAAUAGCUUUGAAAUAUAUUCAGUACAUGUUGGUACAGAUCGUCAAACGUGGUUAUAGUUUGGAUGAACCCACCUACUGUAAAACCACUCACUGUUGUUUCAGUAGCACUCAAUAAAAUAACAUGACUG
Eleginops maclovinus (Patagonian blennie) is the source of this 2351-nucleotide messenger RNA. RefSeq names its product alpha-internexin-like. Lineage: Eukaryota; Metazoa; Chordata; Actinopteri; Perciformes; Eleginopidae. The transcript has 5 exons. Gene Ontology annotation, cellular component: cytoplasm; postsynaptic intermediate filament cytoskeleton; intermediate filament. The coding region runs from base 20 to 1381 and encodes 453 amino acids. The record is from RefSeq and is a predicted model, not a curated record. Gene Ontology annotation, molecular function: structural constituent of postsynaptic intermediate filament cytoskeleton. Gene Ontology annotation, biological process: intermediate filament organization.